Molecule: messenger RNA, 985 nt
Organism: Rhincodon typus (whale shark)
Lineage: Eukaryota; Metazoa; Chordata; Chondrichthyes; Orectolobiformes; Rhincodontidae
Exons: 9
Coding region: 3-665 (220 amino acids)
Source: RefSeq, a predicted model, not a curated record
CGAUGCAGCCGGCCACUGAACGAAGCAUACCGAGGCAGGAGGGGAGCAAGGGCGGCAGUGGUGAACAGAAGAAUGUGUGUUCCCUCUCCUCUAACAGGCAGCUGGGAAUGUCGGAGCAGGCAAUGGGCGAUGGCCCAGUUCCCGAACCCACGCAGACAGAGAUGGACAGGAACGGUGUCCCCUAUUCUGGCUCCGAAACAGCUACAAAAGAGGAAAGUCCUGGCCGGGGUCCCCAGAUGGAGUGGAGCCUGACGCCCAGCGCUGAAGUCGCGAGGAAUUGCACCAUCAACAUCAACACAAUGCCACCGAGCCUCCCAGAGAAAAGCAACACUUCUCCGAGAUUCACAGUCAUCAACAAUUACACCAUCAACAUCACCAGCCCAGUGCCAGCCGGACAACCCGAGAAAGUGCCACACAAUUACACAGUCAACAUCCACAGCUCACCGCGGGCUGGCCUUCCAGAGAAAGCGGUGAACAGUUACACCAUCAACAUCAGCAGCCCCACACCAGCCAGCCUUCCAGACAGAGCGGUGAACAGUUAUACCAUCAACAUCGGCAGCCCCACACCAGCCAGCCUUCCAGACAGAGUGGUGAACAGUUACACCAUCAACAUCGGCAACACGACACCAGCCAGCCUUCCAGACAGAGAAACAGGCCACCUUUGACGAUCGGGAACGGAGAUCGAAGGCUGGCGAGGCCUCCCCUUGCCAAACAGUGAGCUGUGGACCACCAGAGGUGAGAGUGGAGCCCUUGGAGUUGAAGAGACGCUGGACCCCUGCGCAGGAGAGACACUGUGAGGGGGCAUGGAGGUGGGGGAGCCCCUUCUGGAGAGGGGACACAGACAGUGCUGCAGAGGGUUAGCCAAGAGAGCCCCCAACAGCAGGAGACUCAGGAACACAGCGAAGCGAGGUGUUUGUCUCAGCUUCGGGAAUUUGUAUUCGCAGAGUGAAUGAAAUAAAUAUUCAUAAUGUUUUUUUUAAACCGA